CAUGCUAAAAAAAUGUAUACACUUUUUUUAUCUUCUGCAUAAGUAGGUCUCUCUAAUUACCUUUUCCUAGAUACAAAGUCUUUAUUAGCAGCUGUUUCUAUAGCAUUCCUGUUGAUACAUAACCACCAAAAGUAAUCUAAAAAAAAAAAAAUAAAUAAUUUCCUUAGCCUCCUAAUCAAGUGAAAAAUAAAAUACUCUAAUAAUAGAAUUAGUAAAUUUAACAAAAGCAAUUAGUUAAUAUUAAUAUCCAUUGUAAACCCAAUCACACUAUUGUUGAUCUUAUCAAGCAGAAUUAAGAUUUGAAAAAUGAUUAAAUUGAAAUCGAAAAAGAUAUCCUAAAUUAUAAGGUAUAUAUUGUUAUUGAAUCUGAUAUAUAAUAUAUAUAUUAAUAACAAGAAAUGACUUUUUUAUAUAAUAUAUAUGGAUAAUUAAUAAAUGUUAAUAAAAUUCAUUAUAAAAUCGUAUAAAAUGUAUCUUAAGAUAUUCUUUUUAAGUAUGAAUCAAUAAAAAUAACCAAAAAUUUAUCAAAAUCUAAUAAUGAUAACAGAGAACCUUCUUUCUUUGAAUAGUUUAAAUUGUAAAUAUUUUUGUUAUUUAAAUCAAUGUUAUAAAUAAAUGUAUAAUGUCAAUACUUUCUAAAUUUAUAAAUUUAAUAAAAUCUUAAUUGA
Molecule: messenger RNA, 668 nt
Organism: Paramecium primaurelia
Lineage: Eukaryota; Ciliophora; Oligohymenophorea; Peniculida; Parameciidae
Source: the annotation of a GenBank genome assembly